Molecule: messenger RNA, 12105 nt
Organism: Zootoca vivipara (common lizard)
Lineage: Eukaryota; Metazoa; Chordata; Lepidosauria; Squamata; Lacertidae
Source: RefSeq, a predicted model, not a curated record
CUUUUCUUUUCUUUUCUUUUUUUAACAUUGCAUUGCUUUCUGAUGAACUUUCUGUCUGCUAGCUCUGAGCAUUCUUGCCAUCACAUGGUGCUGCUCGCUUCUGUACACAGAUGCAGGUGGUAGAAAGAUGGAAGCAGGAGAGCUAAAUAUAUGGCUGAAGUGGGAUUUGGAGCUUAGUCAUUUUGUUUUAACUUCUGGAUUUUUGCAUUGUUUUGUUUUGCAGGUUUGCCGCAGGAGGGCAUACCAAGAAUUGACCUACUGUAUUUAACACUUCACAAAAUAUCAUAAAUGAGACAGGAAGUUUAAUCUCUGCUCAGACAUGAGCAGUGAUAGUAACUCACUGGCACGUGAAUUUUUGUCAGAUGUCAGCCAACUUUGCAAUGCAGUGGACCAAAGGGUGGAGGCCAGGGAGGAGGAAGAGGAAAAAACACACAUAGCCGCACUGGGGCAAUACCUUAUCCAAGGUCGUGGAUUCAUUUUGCUUACUAAACUUAAUUCCAUACUUGAUCAGGAACUGACCUGUCGCGAAGACCUUCUUACUCUCCUCCUCUCACUUCUGCCACUAGUAUGGAAAAUACCUGUACAAGAAGAAAAGGCAUUAGAUUUUAAUCUGCCCUUCUGUGUUGAUAUAUGCUUGACCAAAGAGGCAACUCCAGGUUCUCUCAAAUCUACUCAGGAAAAAGAAGAUCUAGAAGAAAACCCUCAUUUGUCUGCCCAGGUGUCUGCAAAAUUAAGCUCCCGGAAAAGUAGACGGCAGCGCAAAACUACUCAUCGCUAUUCUGUGAGGGACGCAAGGAAAUCCCAGCUAUCCACCUCUGAUUCAGAAGGCAAUUCAGAUGAGAAGACGGCCGUAAUUAUGAAGCACAGGAGGUCCCAAAUCCUGCAGCCUUUUCUUACAAACCCACCUAAGGAACAAUACAAUACAGGGAGAGGCAGCUUUCUAGAAGAUGGGGAAGUCCAGAGUUGUAAUCUUGGUAGGGAGCAUCUAGGUGACUCCGAACAGGUUAUUCCAGUCAAAAAAGUCAGUUCUGAGACUUUAGAGGAUCCAGCUUCAACAUCUGUCAGCUGCCAGGACAAUUCUCCCUUUGACUUGUGUCAUGUCUUACUAUCAUUGCUCGAAAAAAUAUGCAAGUUUGAUAUUUCUGUGAAUCACAAGUCGGCGCUGGCAGCAAAUGUGGUGUGCACACUAACGGAACUUUUGUCCAGACUUGGAGACUGCUACAGUGCAAGCAGUACUGCUGAAAAUGAAGCCGUUUCCUCAAGCUGGGCGGAGGAACCCGUUGCCCUGGCUCAGAGGAUGCUCUUUAGGACAGUCUUGCACCUGAUGGCUGUGGAUGUUAACAAUGCUGAGACCAUGCCUGGCAACUUAAGGAAAAAUCUAAUUGAUUUGCUCAGAGCAGCUUUAAAAACUAAAUGUUUGCUGGAAAAAACAUACGAGCCUUUUGCUUCAGGGCAAAGGGGAGCUUUACAGAAGGGAACCCAUGGCAACCUCGCCGUCUCAAGAUACCGCCACAGAGCCCUCCUUUUGCCGGAGUUCAUAGAAGGAGUUCUGCAGAUCCUGAUCUGCUGCCUUCAGAGCGCCGCCUCCAAUCCAAUUUAUUUCAGUCAAGCGAUGGAUCUUGCUCAUGAGUUCAUACAGCACCAGGGAUUCAGACUGUUUGAAACCACUGUGCUGCAGAUGGAAUGGCUGGUGGUGAGGGAAAGUGAGAUGAACUCGGAAGCAUCGGAAUAUCUCUCAGCCCUCAUUAACAGCAUCAUGAAAAUAAUCAGCACCAUCAAAAAAGUGAAGUCGGAGCAACUUCAUCAGUCUGUGUGCACGAGAAAGCGGCACAGGCGAUGUGAGUACUCUCACUUCAUGCAUCACCACAGAGACCUCUCAGGGCUCCCAGUUUCUACUUUUAAAAACCAAGUCUCCAAGAAUCCAUUUGAGGAAACGCUGGAUGGGGAAGUUCAUUAUCCUGACCGGUGCUGCUGCAUCGCUGUCUGUGCUCACCAGUGUUUGCGGCUGCUGGAGCUGGUUUCACUUAACAGCACAUGUUUUCAGAUCUUGUCCGGUGUCCAUAAUGUGGGUAUAUGUUGUUGCAUGGACCCCAGGUCUGUAAUCACCCCCUUACUUCAUUCUUUCAGAUCACAAGUAUUGAAAAACUUUCAGCCACAUAUAUUAAGCAUCCUUAAUAAAUUUAUAUUGGACCAACUGGGAGGAGCGCAGGUCUCUCAAAAACUCACGCAGGCCUCCUGCAACAUUUGUACCAUUGACUGUGAUCAGCUUGCCGAACUGGAUGAUGUCUUGCAUGGGAAUGCCACUGACGUUUCCCCAUCAAGUUCUUCAACUCCCUAUAGGUUUCAAGGAAUUUUGCCUAGCAGAGGAUCUGAAGACAUGUUGCUGAAGUGGGAUGCCUUGGAGGCAUACCAGAGCCUUGUUUUUGAAGAGGACGACAAACUGCGCUGCAUGCAGAUAGCAAGCCAUGUUUGCAAUUUGAUUCAGAAAGGCAACGAAGUCAUUCAGUGGAAACUGUACAAUUAUAUAUUCAGCCCAGUGCUCCAGAGAGGUGUUGAAUUGGCUCAUAACUCUCAACAACUAGGCGUUACGACAGCCAUCAGCCAGGCAGGCAGCUACCACAAACGGAGUUUGCCUCAGGAAGUGCUUCAAAUCUAUUUGCAGACUCUGCCUGCGCUGUUUAAAUCCAGAAUAGUAAGAGAGUUGUUCAUAAGCUGCAAUGGAAUAAAUCAAAUGACUGAAUUGCAUUACUUGGACUCUGUAAGAAGUUAUUCCUUGAAAGUGUUCGAAACGUUAAUAUUUUGCCUUGGAGACCAGCAGACGGACCAAGUGAUUCCAGACUUAGAUGUCUUAGACAAUGAGCAAAAGAAGUCUGCGUUAGAAUUAGGUGCUUUGGUUCAUAGGCAGCAAGUAGCUUCAGAUGUGCCUCAAAGCCUGACCAAAUUUUAUGCUGGGCUCAAAGAAGUCUAUCCAAAGAAGAAGAAAUCAGUCAGUCAAGAUGUUCACGUCAACAUGAUAAACAUAUUUCUCUGUGUUGCUUUCUUAUGUGUGAGUAAGGAAGCAGAUGCUGAUCGGGAUUCCACUAAUGAUUCUGAAGAUACUUCAGGUUAUGACAGCACAGCUAGUGAACCUUUGAGCCACAGGCUCCCAUGCCUGUCACCAGAAAGUCUCUCUUUGCCUUCUUUGGAACAUAUCCAUAGAGCAGCAGACAUUUGGUCGAUGUGCCGCUGGAUCUAUUUGUGCAGCUCGGUUUUCCAAAGACAGUUCCAUAGACUUGGUGGCUUUGAAGUAUGUCAUAAACUGAUAGCCAUGAUUAUUCAGAAACUUGCCAAAAAAGGAGCCAAGGAACAAGGGGAGCAGGAGAAGCCUGUUGAGAUGAGUAAUGAGAGAGGGCAGUCAGACCAGGAUAGUCUUGACGAGAAUCUUGACGGUGCAGGACAACCUGAAUGCCUUUCCUGUGACCAUUCAGGAGUGGAACAAAAUUCAGCUGAUGGCACUGCAACAUUGAAAAGAGCUUUCAUGCAGGAAGACGAGUGGUCGCUCCAGGGUAUCAGGCUCUUGGAAGCUCUGCUAGCUAUUUGUUUACACAGUGCAAAUAAUUUCCAGCAGAAGUCCGAAAUGGAGUCUCUUCCCCAGAAUGUGUGUGUGGAAGAUAUAUUACUUGAAAUGCGGGACCACCUUACAAAAUCUAGAAUAAUGGAGACUGACUUGGUGAAGCCUUUAUUUGAUUCUUUGCUUCGAGUUGCUUUGGGAACCUAUUUUGCUGAUCUUGAUCAUUCCGAAGAGAAGAAAGAAAAGAUCCAGCAAUCUGAAAAGGAACCUGCACCUCAGGCUGGUGAUAUAUCUGAAGAAGCUGAAGAAUCCCAGUGCUGUAGCUUUACAUUUUUUGCUGAAGAAGAAGGCUAUGAUGCAGACAGUGAAAGCAAUCCUGAUGACAGCGAAAGCAAGGAUGAAGGAACAGACAUUAAGAAAGAAAAAGGAUGUUUUGGCUAUUCCAGUUUUGCCAGUGACACAGCAGAAAACCUCAUUCAAGGGGAAUUAAUAUAUCCUGAAAUCUGUAUGUUGGAAUUGCAUUUACUUUCUGCUAGCAACCCAAGCCUAGAUGUCCUUACACAUGUUUUCCAGAGCUUCUUGAAAGCAAUCAGGCUGAAGGGAAAAAAUGCAAUGUUGCUUAUGCAGCAGGGAGCUGUAAAGAGUCUCUUGGUAGGGUUCAUCCACAUAUUGACACAGACAGAUUCCAAUUUUCAUGCAUGUCAGCAGGUGCUGGUGGAUCUGCUGGUGUCUCUGAUGAGCUCAAAAACCUGUUCAGAAGAGCUGACUCUUCUUUUAAGAAUCUUUUUGGAAAAAACGCCAUCUACGAGCACGUUGCUUAAAGGAAUUCUGAAGAUUUUGGAGACAAAUACCGAGAUGAGGCCCUUACAGCAUAUCUCAUUUCCUUUGCAUCAACUACCAAAUUCAGGAAGUAGCCCUUUGCAAAAACCAACUCUCAGUUUUGGCAGCAAAACCAUAGGACUUCUAAGACGAGCAAAGUUUGCACAGACCAAGAAGGAAGCAGAGGGGGAGAGCUUGCCUCACCAUCUACUUUCUUCUUGGCACGUUGCUCCAAUCCAUUUGCCUCUGGUUGGGCAAAACUGUUGGCCACAUAUGUCUGAAGGUUUCAGCAUCUCAUUGUGGUUUUGUACGGAACGCAUCCAUGAAGUAGACAUUUCCUUAGAGAAAGCAAAAAGAAUGAAAAGGAGGAGCAAAUCACUGAUUUCACACGACAGCAGUUUUGAUGAUAUGGAAGAAAGCAAAGCUGGAAUUGAUCACCUCAAUUUAGGAGACAAACUUCUUGAAGAUGGUUGCCUUCAUAUAUUUUCACUGGGGUCCAAAGCAUUGAUGAUCCAAGUAUGGGCGAAUGUGAACACUGGAAGUUUCACAUUUCGUAUGUGUAUGGACCCAAACGAUGAAAUGAAAGCUGGACUGUUAGCACAAGCGGAAACACCCGAGAACACAUUCCUUGUAGGCACAUGGCAGCAUAUGGCACUGACAUACCUGCAAGAGCCAGAAAGCAAGAAAAAUAUCCAUGGAACACUGUCCUUGUGGAUUUCUGGUCAGAGAAAACCCGAAAUUAGUUUAGAUUAUACCCUCCCGAGGAAAACAAGCUUAUCUUCUGACAGUAACAAGACCUUCUGUAUGACUGGCCAUUAUACAUCAUCCCAAGAUGAGUAUUUGCAGUUGGCUGGAAGAUGGGACCUGGGAAAUCUGCUUCUCUUCAAUGGUGCAAAAAUUGGGCCAGAAGAAGCAUUUUAUCUUUAUUCUUGUGGACCAGACUUUACCUCUGUAAUGCCUUGCAAAUAUGGCAAAACAAUAACUGAUUAUACCAAAUACAUAGAUAAAGAAAUUCUGCAAUGUGAACAAAUAAAAGAACUCCUAAUGACAAAGAGAGAAGUGGACACUGGACCUUUAACUGAAAGCCUUGCUACUGUUUACACCACUUGCUGCCCUGGCCACUAUACAAUCUAUGAGCCAGUAAUCAGGCUUAAAGGUCAAGCGAAAACCAUUCCUUCCCAACGACCUUUCAGCUCAAAAGAAGUACAAAGCAAUUUGCCAGAUCCUCAUUACCUGAAAAUGCUACAGCCUGCAGAAUACAAAAGUCUCCAGGGCAUACUGCAUGAGAUUGGUGGAACUGGGUCCUUUGUCUUCCUUUUUGCCAGGGUUGUGGAAAUCAGCGACUGUGAAGAAACCCAAGCUUUAGCUCUGAAAGUUAUCCUUGCCUUAACCAAACACAAUCAGCAGAGAAUACAUGAGUUAGAAAACUGCAAUGGUUAUUCCAUGAUUCAUCAGGUGUUGAUAAAGCCUAAAUGUAUCGUUGGAUUUCAUAUUUUGCAGACUCUCCUUGCAGGAUGCUGCAGUGAGAAGAUGAUUCAUCUGAAUGAAAAUGGGCAGUUCAUACUAGAUGUAGAGUCUAGAGCAGUGAUUCAAGAUGUCAAGCUGUUGGAAGAGCUGCUACUUGAUUGGAAGAUAUGGUCAAAAGCCCAGCCAGGUGUUUGGGAAACACUCUUAUCAGCUCUGGAAAUCCUUAUCCAUGAUGAUCACUGGCAGCAGUCGUUUAACAUUAAGCAGCUCCUCAAAGCUCAAGUUGUGCAUCGCUUCCUUCUGACAUGUCAGGUUCUGCAGGAGCAGAAAGAAGAAGACUUCACAUCUAUGCCUACAGAAGUUUGCACAUCAUUUGUGAAAAUAAUUGAAGAAGUACUUGGUUCUCCCCCAGAUCUGGAAUUGCUGGCACUGAUCUUCAAUUUCCUCUUAGCAGUUCACCCUCCUACUAAUACAUAUGUAUGUCACAAUCCCAGAGAUUUCUACUUUUCCCUGCACAUAGAUGGCAACAUUUUCCAAGAGAAGGUCCAGUCCAUUAUGUAUUUGAGGAAUUCCAGCAGUGGUGGAAAAUCUAUUGACAGUCCAGCACUGGCAAUUACAAGUCCAACUGGAUUUUCAGCUGUUUGUCAAGAAAGAAAUGAUUCUUCUGAAAUCAGCGAGCUACAGACAGCAGUUCCUCAGGCACCUGUCCGGCGGUGUAAAAGCCUCCCAACAUCUCUCACUUCCUCUCCACAAAUGCACCGAAAAGGGUUCUGCGGGAACCUGAGCAACAGUGUUGAGAAUUUGAAUAUACUUCGAAAGACUGGUGUAGAUGAGCUACUGCAUAAAAAUAAUUUCGUAAAGAGCUUGGAAGUCUUUAAAAUGAUGCAUUUGCUCAGUAGCUGUGAAUCUGCAAAAACAGUUGUAAAUGUGGGAGAGUUGACUUCUCCUGAGACGUUUGAUAUUUCAAAGGAAGAGGUGGAGAUGUUGAACAAGCCUUCUGAGAAUCAAGAAGCAAACACAGGAAUGAAAUUGAGUGAAGAUGGCGCUGCACCUGCAUUGUCCCCGAGGCGUCCUGACAAUCUGAAAGGGUUGUCUACCUUUCAGAAAAGUCAUGGCAACUUUGCAGGUUUGGGAUUAGCCUUUUCUGCUCAUAGUGGAUCCACUAUUGCUCGUUGGCCAAGCCUGGCUGAUAGGAGUGUGGCUUCUGAAGACUGGGAACAUCUCACCUUUUCCUCGAGUAGCAAACAGGCUGCUCUGAAAUCUGAAAGCACUGCUGAUAGAUCAACAGAAGACUCUCUCGUACUCGUAUGCUGUGGUUUUUAUAAGCUCUUGAGGAGAGUACUUUUGAUCUUGCCGGAUGUCAUGCUUCAAGAUGUGAUGGACAAGCUUAUUCAGCCCGAUGUUCUCAUAGUUCUCGUGAACCAUCCGUCUGCUCUCAUACAACAAGGAGUUAUUAAACUUUUGGACACGUAUUUCAGCAGAGCAACCAGGGAACAAAAGGAGAAGUUCCUGAAGAAUCGUGGUUUCUCUUUGUUAGCUAACCAGUUAUAUCUUCACCAAGGCACUCAAGAACUUAUGGAAUGCUUCAUGGAAAUGCUGUUUGGUCGAUCAGUCAGUCUUGAUGAAGACUUUGAUUUAGAAGAUGUGAAAGGUGCUGGACUUUUUCAAAAGUGGUGUGUGAUACCUGUUCUGGGGCUUAUAGAGAACUCCCUCUACGAUAGCAUCCUGCUGCAUAACUCCCUCUGUUUCCUGAUGCAAAUCAUAAACUCCUGUUCUAAAAUGGCAGACAUGCUGCUAGAUAAUGGCUUGCUAUAUGCACUGUGCAAUACUUUAGCAGCUCUCAACGGGUUAGAAGCCAACAGCAUCUCAGACGAUUACAGGGUACUUGUGUGUGAUAUACAGCAGUUACUCGUAGCAGUGACAAUCCAUGCCUGCAGCUCUUCAGGCUCCCAGUAUUUUCGGAUUAUUGAAGAUCUCAUGGUGUUACUUGGACAUCUUCAGAACUGCAAGAAUGAAAGAACACAGAAUAUGGCCAUUGCUUUGCAGUUCAGAGUCCUGCAAGCAGGCAUUGAGUUCAUAAAAACCGCAGCAAAUCAAGACUCAGAAGAUCUAAGCAAUUCAUCCCAGUUAAUUCCUUUGCAUCAGCAGGCUAUAUUGCAAAAAAGUCAGAGCAUCACUGCACCUAGAAAAUUUUCUCUUGCUCAGUCAGACACAUUGGUAAUGAGAAUGCGUACAAUUGCAAGCGAUGAGCUCAAUUUGAUGAUGCAGCGAAGAAUGAGUAAUGACAACCCUGUUUGUGCCAGCGAGGCAGAGCUUACACAGAGGUUACAGAGAAUUACUGUUCUGUCAGCCAACAGGUUCAUGUAUCAAGAGCUUUCUGAAAACUGCCUUGAUAUGCUGGACAUAAUGGAGGACCCAGUGCAGAGUAGACUUUCAGUUUCACAGAUGGAAGAGGCAGAAAAGGAGGAGCAACCGGAGAAACCUAGCCUUAAAUUUGCUUUCUUGAAAGAAAUUUUGAAGAUAAUGAUUGAAGGAAUUGGAUUAUCUGUUGGCACAAGUAGAUCUAGUACCCCAAGGCAACAGUGGAAGAGAAUUCUCUUGUCCUGUAAGGAUACAUUUCGGGUGCAGCUUGGAAGAUUGCUUGUGCAUGCGCUGUCUCCUGCACGCCCUUUACAGGAGAGAAAGCAAACUCUGGAGAUCAUAUCUGAAAUCAGCCACCAGGAAAUUUUGCGAGACUGUCUAAGUCCAACUUUGCAACAUGGGCCCAAACUGUCUCUCUACUUAUUUGAGUUAAUGCAUGAUCACAAGGAGCAGCUGUCCAGUGAAGAUCAGUUAGCAGUGGGAGUAUUUAUGAAUGCAUUAAAACUUUGUGGUUACAAAUAUAUUCCUCUCAACGCACCACCAAAGCCAGACCUUAUAAAAGCUAUGAGAGAGGAUCAAAAAAAAUAUGAGGCAGAGGAAGAUGUGAACAAAGCUGCUUGGGAGAAGACUAUGGCUAAUAAUAGGCAAACCCUCUUUCAGCGCCUGGAUGCAAAGUCGAAGGACAUUUCUAAAGCAGCUGGAGAUAUCACCCAGGCUGUGUCUCUGUCCCAAGGAAUAGAAAGAAAGAAGGUGAUUCAUCACAUCAGAGGAAUGUAUAAAACAGACUUAAGUGCUAGCAGACACUGGCAGGAGCUUAUUCAGCAACUAACACAUGAUAGAGCACUCUGGUAUGACCCAAGCUCCUACCCAACAUCUUGGCAACUGGAUCCGACAGAAGGCCCCAACAGAGAGAGGCGACGUUUGCAGAGGUGCUACUUAACUAUUCCAAAUAAAUAUCUUCUCAAAGACAGGCAGAAAUUUGAAGAGGUUAUUAAACCCCCUCUGUCGUAUCUCUUCGAAGACAAAACACAUUCUUCUCACUCUUCUACUGUAAAAGAUAAAGCUGCCAGUGAGCAUAUAAGAGUAAAUCGAAGAUGCAUCAACGUGGCACCAUCUAGAGAGACUCCUGGUGAAUUGCUACUAGGUAAAUGCGGAAUGUAUUUUGUGGAAGACAAUGCUUCUGAUACAAUUGAAAGCUUGAGCUUUCAUGGUGAAACUGAACCAGCAUCGUUUUCUUGGACAUUUGAAGAAAUCAAAGAAGUGCACAAGCGUUGGUGGCAAUUACGGGACAACGCUGUAGAAAUAUUUUUAACAAAUGGCAGAACUUUGCUAUUAGCUUUUGACAACACAAAGGUGCGUGAUGAUGUGUACCACCACAUCCUAACAAACAACCUCCCUAACAUCUUGAAGUAUGGCAACAUUACAGCAUUAACCCAACUGUGGUACACAGGACAGAUCACUAAUUUUGAAUACCUCACUCAUUUAAACAAACAUGCAGGCCGUUCCUUCAAUGAUCUUAUGCAGUAUCCAGUAUUUCCCUUUAUACUUUCCGACUAUACUAGUGAAACACUGGAGCUCAAUGAUCCAUCCGUUUAUAGAAAUUUGGUCAAACCCAUAGCUGUACAAUCAAAAGAAAAGGAAGAUCGUUAUGUGGACACUUACAAGUAUUUAGAAGAGGAAUACCGUAAAGGAGCGAGAGACGAUGACCCAAUGCCCCCUGUGCAACCUUAUCACUAUGGAUCUCAUUACUCCAAUAGUGGAACUGUACUUCACUUCCUGGUUAGGAUGCCUCCUUUCACAAAGAUGUUCUUAGCUUAUCAAGACCAGAGUUUUGACAUUCCAGACAGAACCUUCCACUCCACCAACACAACCUGGCGCCUUUCAUCAUAUGAAUCAAUGACUGAUGUAAAGGAGCUUAUUCCAGAAUUUUUUUAUCUUCCUGAGUUUUUGGUUAACAGAGAAGGAUUUGAUUUUGGGGUGCGUCAGAAUGGGGAAAGAGUGAACCACGUGAAUCUCCCACCUUGGGCUCGAAAUGAUCCCCGACUUUUUAUCCUGAUCCACCGACAAGCUUUGGAGUCUGACCAUGUUUCCCAGACAAUCUGCCAUUGGAUUGAUUUAGUGUUUGGGUAUAAGCAAAAGGGCAAGGCUUCAGUUCAAGCUAUCAAUGUCUUUCACCCUGCUACAUACUUUGGAAUGGACGUGUCAGCUGUAGAAGAUCCAGUUCAAAGAAGAGCCCUGGAGACUAUGAUAAAAACAUAUGGACAAACCCCUCGCCAGCUGUUCCACACCGCACAUGUCAGCAGACCUGGAUCCAAGCCCAUUAUGGAAGGAGAGCUCCUUGCUCCCAUGGGACUAUUGGUGCAGCUUGCAUUCAGAGACACAAAGGAGCAAACUAAAGAGAUCACAUAUCCGAGUCCUUUACCUUGGAUUAAAGGCUUAAAGUGGGGGGAAUAUGUAGGUUCCCCAAGUGCCCCUGAUCCUGUUGUCUGCUUCAGCCAACCACAUGGAGAAAGGUUUGGCUCCCUGCAGGCUCUGCCAACAAGAGCAAUUUGUGGUUUAUCCCGGAAGUUCUGUCUUCUGAUGAUCUAUAGCAAAGAGCAAGGUGUAAGAAGCAUGCACAGUACAGAUAUCCAGUGGUCAGCCAUUCUGAGUUGGGGAUAUGCUGACAAUAUAUUGAGACUGAAAAGCAAGCAAAGUGAACCUCCAGUUAACUUUAUACAGAGCUCACAGUUUCAUCAGGUAACAAGCUGUGCUUGGGUGCCUGACAGCUGCCAGCUUUUUACUGGCAGCAAGUGCGGGGUCAUCACAGCAUAUAUGAACAGAUUCACUAGCAGCACACCAUCUGAGAUUGAGAUGGAAUCUCAAGUGCACCUGUAUGGCCAUACUGCAGAGAUCACCAGCUUGUUUGUCUGCAAGCCUUACAGUAUAAUGAUAAGCGUAAGCAAAGAUGGAACUUGCAUCAUCUGGGAUUUGAACAGGCUCUGCUACGUGCAAAGUCUUGCUGGGCACAAGAGUCCUGUAACAGCAGUGUCUGCUAGUGAAACAACAGGUGACAUUGCAACAGUUUGUGAUUCAGUUGGUGGUGGCAGUGAUCUGAGACUUUGGACCGUGAACGGUGAUCUUGUGGGACAUGUGCACUGCAGGGAAAUUAUAUGCUCUGUUGCUUUCUCUAACCAGCCUGAAGGAGUCUCUAUCAAUGUGAUUGCUGGAGGGCUGGAAAAUGGAGUUGUACGGCUGUGGAGCACGUGGGAUUUGAAACCUGUGCGGGAAAUUACAUUCCCUAAAUCAAAUAAACCUAUUGUAAGCCUUACAUUUUCCUGUGAUGGCCAUCAUCUGUACACAGCAAAUAAUGAAGGAACUGUUAUUGCUUGGUGUCGCAAGGACCAACAGCGCUUGAAACUCCCCAUGUUCUACUCAUUCCUGAGCAGCUAUGCAGCUGGCUGAUGGCUGUUCUUGCUCCUUGGCCUUGGUUUGUUUUGAAGCGCUUUCAAUCCAGGGUAGAUUAUAGAACCUCUUCUGCUUAACUGGGUCUUGAAAUACUCUUCAACAUCUUCAUGAUAACUGAGAGUAGAUUAGCAAUAUAUCAGUGGAAGGCUGCUACGUAUGCUCACGCACCAGACCAUAUCACUGGUUAUAGGAAACUUCUGGUGUGCUUUUUUCAGGAGAGAGUAGAAGCGCUAACCCAGAAGUUUAAAUGCUGCAAUGUAUAAUGUAAAAAUAUUUUUACAAAUCAUUUUGUGGACAUGUAUAUUCUAAACCCUGAAGCGCUAAUGGUGACUUCUGCCCCUUUGUGUUGUAAAAAAAUAAAACAGAAUUAAAAUAUUUCAAAGGUUUAUUUAAAAAAAAAACCACAAGGUCGGUUUGUGUGUGUAACUUAUUAGUUGACUGUCGUACACCUUUCUCUAGAA